Molecule: messenger RNA, 690 nt
Organism: Darwinula stevensoni
Lineage: Eukaryota; Metazoa; Arthropoda; Ostracoda; Podocopida; Darwinulidae
Source: the annotation of a GenBank genome assembly
AUGUCUAAAGAAGAGCACGAAGAGCUAAAUGUCAGUUUUGACCGCCUUCUGAUUGAAAGUGGAGAAGAGGAAGAGGCUGGUGAGCACGACGACAGUGCCAGAUGUUUGGUAGAGGUUGAUGAUAGUUCAGAAGAAGACGAGGAGGAAGAUGAUGACGACGACGACUCGGAUUCAUGUUACCGAGAGCAGGCAAAAAGGGACUGUGAGGUUGUGUAUCGACAUGUCCAGUCAACACUGAAGCGCUUGGGGAGAAAUGGAGACUCUAUUCCAGAAACGCAUGUCAAAACAUUUUGCCGGAAUGCUCCUUUCUUGCAACUCAUUCGAGGCUCUUCAUUAUCAUCAGAAUACUCUAAACGUGGACCUUUGCUGAGGAAUAUUGAUCUUGGUGAGCAAAAAGUCAAGUCUCAUUACUCUGGACUCCAGAGCCCUGAAUUAUAUUCUUCAGAAUUGGAAAGUGGGGAUAGUGAGCUCUCACUCUACAUCCUACUUCGAGCAUCAGAGAGAUUCCUCAAUGAAUUUGGAAGAUAUCCUGGGGCCCUUGAUGGACUUCUUGAAGCUGACAUUGCUCAAUUCAAGAAGGCCAAGCACAAGCAGGGUGCCACGAAGGUGAUGCACAUCAUCUUCGUUGAUAACAAAGGCAUCUUGCUGUGCUGGCCUGUUCCAAGUAGCAUCACAGUGACUGGGGCCUAA